This is a messenger RNA of Geodia barretti, 3386 nucleotides long. Lineage: Eukaryota; Metazoa; Porifera; Demospongiae; Tetractinellida; Geodiidae. The record is from the annotation of a GenBank genome assembly.
CUGGUGAGCUGUUCUUCACACGACUUCUUCGAUUCACUGAGAUCACUCAGAGCUGUAGCUUCAGUGCCUUCUUGCCAAUAACCAGUGACUACAGAGCUCUUGGUCUCAGUCUACACACUGAGUGUCCUCUUCUUGCUAUUGGACACCUCAUCUUGCCUGAAAUGUCCCACACCAUCACCUUCAUUGGAUCAGAGAAUCCUAACUGCUUCACUAGUAACUUCCUUGAAGUUCCAGACCCAGCUCUUGUGAUUGAAUCUGAGUUGGUCAACAAUCGCUUGCCUCUUGGGAACAUCUUUGAACUUCAGGCCAACUCUACAGGUCCUGAUGUAGUGACUGUCUUUGGAAGAGAGGAUUCCGGACCAGUCUCUCAGUUUCAUUCAGUACAAGUGACUCUGUUUGGAGGAGUGUUUGAGUCAGAGGCCACCGUCAGGAAUGAUCAGCUGACAAUCUCCACCAGUAGUGGUAGUGUGUUUGGCUAUCCAGCGGAGCUGACUAUCACUGCACCUUCCAACAAGACUGACUGGCAGAACCUGGAAUUGACUGUGGACGGUUCUCUACUCUCAGGCAAUGGCAGCUUCGUACAGAAACUGAGUGAAGUUGCUAUAAUGAAGGUGACUGACCUUGCUGAUGUAGGACAUGUGCAUCGUAGAAUUGCCCAAAAGGCCGUAGAAAGAUCAAUGGAGAUGCUUACUGCUACAGAGUGUCAGUUCAAUGAGGUAGUUAAACAGCUUAUGAGGACAGAGGAAUCAAAAUCAAUUGCAUACGAUGCAACUCAAACAGUACAAGCAGAGUUUACGGCUUUAGAGAAAGAGAUUCAAAGUAGUGGAGGUAAUCUUGGAGAUAUAGUUGCAAUGUUGAAUGGUCUCUGCAGAGAUGAUCCUUGUGUGUCCAUUUGCAUGUCUGGGGAACUGUGCACCAGUCCGUCACCUCUUUCACAAUGUCCAACUGUGAUUGCACCAUGCUCUUCGUGCCAUACCGGGAACAGAGUCUGUAAGUCAGCUCGUCAAAGAGCACUCAACAGUUCAGAGGGUCUGACUAUGGAAGAGAGGGAACUGCUGCAGAGGUUUCUGGACACACAGAAUGCCCUGGUUUCAGCUCAAACCGACUUGAGAAAGGCAGAGCUCGAAAACGAAAUGUAUCUUGAGAAAAGAGACCAGCUAAACAUGAGCCUGAUAAGAUUUAGAGAUGAACACAACAGAUCCAUUGCAGUGUACAAUAGUGUACUUGAGUAGGUGGAGACACUGGUUGAGAUAUAUGAAAGUGGAAAGGGAAAUGGAUUUGAGAACAUAUUCAUAGUCAGCACUGUCACGUUUAGCACAAUACUGACUGAGAACCCCACAUCCUUAGCCUUUAAUGUAGCAUUUCAGAAGAAAAUUGGUGAUGUUACCGAAGAUUAUCAAGGACCUUACCUCUACAUUUCAAGUCAUUCUGAAGCCAUCAACCUUGAGAGAAUUGCUAAUAACAUAAUAGAUGUGGUGUUCACAAACUCAAGAUAUAGACUAGUAGCUUGUAGCAACAGUGAAACAUUGAGUAAUGCCGAGUGUCGGUGUAAACCUGGAAAUGAGCAAGAAUGCAUUGCAUGUCCAUUAGGUCAGUUUAGAUCAGGUGAAGAUUGCCAGCCAUGUCCUGAAAACACUGCCUUUCCUCUGCAACCUUCACAUAUCUGCCCUUGUAAAGUGGGCUACUUCAGAAACACUGCGAGCCAUCCCGACAGAGUCCAGUUUGAAGACCCCAUUAACGAGGACGCCAGUCACAAGUGUACAAAGCCACCCAGUGCUCCACAGAAUGUGUCAAUCGUCGUAACAAACACUACCCUAACUGUUAGCUUGUCACAACCUGUUGAAGACGGUGGGAGGACUGAUCUCUACUAUCAGGUGGAAUGGAGUGGCAGUAACCCACUUAAGCUCUCUGGCAGUGUCUACGUCAGUGUGUCGUCAAGGACUAGAACAUUCACUGGUCUCAAACCGUUCACAAAGUACUGUGUUAGGGUGACUGCCCACAACGGAGUCAGUGACCAGGAUCAUCUGGGGUUGAGUCUCAGGAGAGUGAUGGAGUGUGCCGUUACUCUACCUGCUGUGCCUAGUGUAGUGACUGGUGUGCAGGGAGCAUAUCCGUAUGUGGUGUGGAACCCUCCAGAGGAGCCAAACGGAAUCAUCACCAAUUACUCCCUGACCUUCACUUGCUGUGGAUCGAAAAAAUACAAUAACUACUAUCAAUGAUUGGACCUUCUAUGUCGUUCAACCGUCUGAUUGCCCCUGCUCGUCAGAGUCCAUCAAUAUAACAGUCUCUGCGGUAAACAGUGUUGGAAAGGGGCUUCCAUCUGAAUAUUUCAAUCUUUUAUCUCCAUGUUCAACUCCAUCUACUGUCUGUAACGAGAUAUGCCAGCUACCGUGUGUCAAUGGAAUGUGCAAUACCACCACUGGAGACUGUGACUGCUCUCCUGGAUAUACUGGUGUUUGUGCUGAUGAAGACACUGAUGAGUGCGGGGGUGGGAGCCAUGACUGCAGUCAGAUUGUGUCAACACUCAUGGAAUACAACUGCAACUGUCAGCGUGGCUUUCAGUAGUCGGUGCACAGAGUUGGAAGAGGUUGAGUUUAAUGGAGAUGCUUCACUCAACUAUGCAGAGCGAGAGGGACUACUCAAUGGAGAAGUUACAUUGCAGGUAACCAGCAUGAUUGCUGGAACUAGACAAAUGUUUAAAAUCAGCAGCCCAAGGAGCGCAGAGGCCUAUGUUCACAUUGGAAAUGUUGAUCCUUGCAAUAAUAAAGGAUAUGGACUUUCAUUCACAGCAAGUUACCAGCCACAACCUGGUGAGCUGUUCUUCACGCGACUUCUUCUAUUCACUGAGAUCACUCAGAACUGUAGCUUCAGUGCCUUCUUGCCAAUAACCAGUGACUACAGAGCUCUUGGUCUCAGUCUACACACUGAGUGUCCUCUUCUUGCUAUUGGACACCUCAUCUUGCCUGAAAUGUCCCACACCAUCACCUUCAUUGGAUCAGAGAAUCCUAACUGCUUCACCAGUAACUUCCUUGAAGUUCCAGACCCAGCUCUUGUGAUUGAAUCUGAGUUGGUCAACGAUCGCUUGCCUCUUGGGAACAUCUUUGAACUGCAGGCCAACUCUGCAGGUCCUGAUGUAGUGACUGUCUUUGGAAGAGAGGAUUCCGGACCAGUCUCUCAGUUUCAUUCAGUACAGGUGACUCUGUUUGGAGAGUGUUUGAGUCAGAGGCCACCGUCAGAAUGAUCAGCUCACAAUCUCCACCAGUAGUGGCAGUGUGUUUGGCUAUCCAGCUGAGCUGACCAUCACUGCACCUUCCAACAAGACUGACUGGCAGGAUCUGGAAUUUACUGUGGACAGUUCUCUACUCUCAGGCAGUGGCAGCUUUAUA